Messenger RNA from Laccaria bicolor S238N-H82, 933 nucleotides. RefSeq lists its product as uncharacterized. Bases 1 to 933 code for a protein of 310 amino acids. The transcript is spliced from 4 exons. NCBI's taxonomy places the organism in Eukaryota, Fungi, Basidiomycota, Agaricomycetes, Agaricales, Hydnangiaceae. The record is from RefSeq and is a predicted model, not a curated record.
AUGGUUGUUCACGAAAUGCUUGAUGGGCUUGUUUCUGAUCAUCACAGAUCCAUAAUUGCAAGUGCUCACCGAAUUCUCCCUCUCACCCCACACUUUUUUUGUAUCCAUCAUCUUGAUACCAAUGUGGCAACCAAUGUCUGUCGCAGUCUGGGCUCCCAAUGGUCAGAGUUUACACAGAUGUUCUGGCAGGUGUACCAUGCCGUUUCCCCUGAAGAGUUCGAUUGCCUUUGGCUUAUUCUUCUAACCCACUUCCCCUCUGCUCGACAGUACCUCGAGGAUGAGUUAUAUCCUUGCCGAUCUCAAUGGGCAUGGGCAUAUACUAGUUUCCAAUUUACGUGUGGUGUCCGCACCAAUGGCUGUGUUGAAGGAGAGAACAGGGUCAACAAGACCAUCGGCGGUCCUAAGAAAAGCACAAUACAAUUAUUUAAUGGCGUCAACGAGCGCACAACUGGUCAGGGUGUCCAGGAUAUGAUUCGCGUUCAUGAAGCUUCGCGUCGCCAGCAUGCUGGACCUAUCAAGUCAGUCUUUCCAGGGCCACUCCAAGUACUUAGAAUGUAUGUAGGACCACAUGCACUUCAGAGAAGUUUUAAAGAGAUGGAAUUGAGCAUGUUCUAUCACAUGGAGGUUUUACAACAGCCAGAUGGUGUUCGGGAUUGGCAUAUGGUAAAUAGGUUUGAAAAUGAUACCUCCUACAUCGGCACAGCUUGGCUGCUCCGUUUGGCACAAGGUCAGGGUCUACAAGUCCAACAUCUGCUGCGCAUUACCCAUCUAGGACAUGGGACCACCCAUAUCCUUGCCAUAUUACCCAACAAUCAGUAUGUGUGUAAUUGUUGCAUGGGUAUGAAUAUUGGCAUUCCCUGCUGCCACUACUUUCAAGCUCUCAGUGUUGUGACAAACCUCCACUUUAUCAUUGGAGUUGUUCGAGCAUGGUAA